Molecule: messenger RNA, 270 nt
Organism: Protopolystoma xenopodis
Lineage: Eukaryota; Metazoa; Platyhelminthes; Monogenea; Polystomatidea; Polystomatidae
Source: the annotation of a GenBank genome assembly
AUGAUGCCCUUUAUCCUUCCCAAUCGCAUCACACAUGGUGUCACUUUCACGUCUUGUUUCAACUACUCUGAUGUUACCAUUGCGAGGCUUCAGGUCAGCCAAUCGCCGCCUUGUCGGAGUUCUGGCUUUCUGUCCUGCAGUCGUCGCGGCCUCUGCUCCAGCGAUCCGGACGCCGAUAGCACGCCCUAUUUAGACCUAUUUCUGGAGCCUACUUGCGACUUUAAUAUCUCUAUGCACUACUCCUAUACCCAUUGGAUAGCACAGGUAUAG